Molecule: messenger RNA, 1984 nt
Organism: Phyllostomus hastatus (greater spear-nosed bat)
Lineage: Eukaryota; Metazoa; Chordata; Mammalia; Chiroptera; Phyllostomidae
Gene: CD40
Product: CD40 molecule
Exons: 9
Coding region: 389-1225 (278 amino acids)
Biological process (GO): immune response-regulating cell surface receptor signaling pathway; cellular response to interleukin-1; positive regulation of tyrosine phosphorylation of STAT protein
Cellular component (GO): external side of plasma membrane; CD40 receptor complex
Molecular function (GO): signaling receptor activity; antigen binding; protein binding
Source: RefSeq, a predicted model, not a curated record
GCCCUGAGGAGAACACUUUCCAGGGAUUCUCCGUCUGAUGUCCUUUAACUCCCCAUUAUACAGAUAAGCAAACUGAGUCCCAGAGAGAGGCAAUGUCUUGCCUAAAAUUCUCAUAGCUAGGUGGAACCUGGGUAUGAAUGUACAUCUGCCUGGCUCCUGAGCCUGCCUCUCGGAUGGUGAGAGUCUCCGAGCCUCGGCGUUGAACUCCUUUGUCUCAGAAGGACCGGAGCCAUGGCGUGGGAACUGGGGAGCGACAAACCUUCAGAGGAGCAGCUACAUUUCCCCUGUGUUUGAAGAUGGCCGAAAGGGCUUUCGCUGCUCCGGAAGUGUGGCAGGGUGGUCUUCGGGGCUGCAGGAAGGACAGUCACAGGAUGAAUGCCGCGAUGUGAUGAUGGGGCAGCAGCCCUUUCCACUUCCUUCCCCAUUUGGGGUCCACUCAGAACCACUCAAUGUAUGCGGAGAAAACCAAUACCUAGUAAACAGUCAGUGCUGUAAAAUGUGCCAGCCAGGAGAGAAAGUGGUCCAGGACUGCACGGACACCACAGAAACGACGUGCCACCCUUGCGGACCAGGCGAAUUCCUGGAGACCUCGAACAACGAGAGAUACUGUCAUCCGCACAGAUACUGUGACCCCAACUUAGGACUCCGGACCCAGACGGAGGGCACCGGGAAAACCGACAGGAUUUGCACGUGUAAUGAAGGCCAGCACUGUGUCAAUGACAACUGCGACAGCUGCGCCCCGCACAGCUCCUGCCCCCCUGGCUUUGGGGUCAAGCAGAUCGCCACACAAGUUUCUGAUACCGUCUGCGAACCCUGCCCAGUCGGUUUCUUCUCCAAUGUGUCAUCUGCUUUUGAGAAAUGUCAUCCUUGGGCAAGCUGUGAGAUGCAAGGCCUGGUGGUGCGGCGCGCAGGGACUAACAAGACCAAUGUCCUCUGCGAUUCCCAGGACCGGAUGAGAGCCCUGCUGGUGGUCCCCGUCCUCAUGGCGGUCCUGCUCACCGUCCUGCUGGUGUGCGCCUGCAUCAGUGAGUCCCCAGAAAGGGUGGCUGAGGAGGCAAACCCCAAGGUCUUCCAUCCUAAGGGCAGAGGGCAAGAUCCCGUGGAGAUGGAUGAAUUUCCUGGCCCCCUCCCCAACCACCCGGUGCAGGAGACCUUGCAUGGGUGCCAGCCGGUCACGCAGGAGGAUGGCAAAGAGAGCCGCAUCUCGGUGCAGGAGAGACUGUGAGGCUGUGUGUGCGCAGGAGCACGGCAGCCUGGACGAACACGCACGUGGCCGCAGAGCCUGGAGCCGCAGACGAGACGGCGUGAGGGCCCGAGGCCGGCAGUCGGCACAGCCUCCUCCGCCUGCACCGCUGUGGCUCAGAAACACUCACCUCGGGAGAGGAGCCUCCCACUCCAGCCUGGAGCCUAUUCCAUCUCCCAGCUUGCUUUUAAAGACGGAGACAAAACUUUUUCGGGGGGUAGGGGGGCAGCCAAAUAGUGAUAUCAUCCAACCCUCCAAGCCAGCAGGCCAGUGCCAGUGGUGGUUUCUCUGAGCCCGAGGGACAUCUACAUGCAUGUCAUUACAGUGCUGGUUGUGACAGCGAACCAACGGAAGCCACUUAGCUGUCCAUCGACAGGGGACUGGUUAAAUAAAACUGUAAUGUAUUUAUGCGACAGGAUCUCAAAAACACUGUCAUGGGGGGAAACAAAAAGCAAGCUGCAGAAUGAUGGGCACAAAAAAUUUUCUUUAAAGCACAUAGCCACAGAUGAUAUGAUCUGCCAUCACCUACGGGUGUGUGUAGAAACAUGCACGCACGUGUGUAAGUAUAGCCUGGGUUCUGCAAGGAUACACGGAAGGUGCACAGCUGGAUGGGGCAGAGGCUCUGGGGGAGGGCUGGCGAAAGAAGACUUUCCCAUAAGGCCUCAUUUCUUCCACCCCGAAAGGAGAGUGGAUUCACAUAACUGCUUAUGUAAUUAAAAAGUCAUCCGGCACGUACAAAGA